AUUGAGAAAUGAGCAAUCAUGAGUUUUCUGUUUGUCUGACCCAACCCACAGAGUUUCUAGCCCUUCUAUAAAAAGCGUUGUUUGUCCUCUUACUGCCUGCUUUUUCCAGGUUUGGGCCAAGUAUGAAGUUCCUGCUCACCACACUCUUGGGGUGCCUUGUUUUGGCAUUGGCUUCAGCCACUGAUCCAAAAAUCAAAUGGUGUGUGAAGUCGCAGAGCGAGUUAAAUAAAUGCAACAAACUGUCCAGCAAAGCACCAGAACUUGUUUGUUAUCUCCCGCCGAGUGGGACUGACUGUUUUAAAAGCAUCAAGGAUGGUUUUGCAGAUGCCAUAACAGUUGAUGGAGAAAAUGUGUAUAAAGGUGGACUCAAGAACUACGAUCUCCAUCCUAUCAUUGCAGAGAAAUAUAAAAAAGGACAAGAACCAUGUUAUGCUGUUGCUGUGGUAAAGAAAGACACUCACUUCACUAUCAAAGAUCUCAAAGGGAAGAAGUCCUGUCACAGUUGUUAUAAAAUGUCUGGAGGCUGGAAUCUUCCCAUCGGCAGACUGAUCAGGGAAAAUAAACUGAUUUGGGAAGGUGUUGAUGACAAAUCGCUUGAAAAAGCUGUGUCAGAGUUCUUCUCAGCCAGUUGUGUUCCUGGAAUAUCAAGAGCUCACUAUCCAAAUCUUUGUAAAGCCUGCAAUGGUGACUGCUCCUGCACACCCAAUGAAAACUACUAUGGUGAUGAAGGAGCCAUUCGGUGCCUGAAGAAUGGUGGAGAGGUUGCCUUUGUUUGUCAAAAUAAGAUCCCAGUGGAUGAGAAACCGAAUUAUGAGCUGUUGUGCUUGGACGACACCAGGAAAAGUGUUGAUGACUACAAAAGCUGCCACCUUGGUAAAGAGCCUGGCCAUGCUGUCAUCAGCCGCAAGGAUCCUGAUUUAUCAAAACGGAUUUAUAAUCUCCUUAGUAAACUUCCGGCAUCAGAUCUUUUCUCAUCUGAGGGAGGUAAAGAUCUGAUGUUCUCAGACUCUGCAUCUGGACUGAUCAGGCUACCAGAAAUCACUGACUCUUUUCACUUCUUGAAAAAAGAUUAUUAUGACAUCAUGUUUGCGCUUAAAGGUGACCCUUUAUCAGCUAAAGAUUCGUCUCGACGUGUUCGGUGGUGUAAUGUUGGCCAUGGAGAAAAAGCCAAGUGUGACAGCUUACAGAUUUCUGAUAUCGAGUGUCUGAUGGCAUCUUCAGUGGAUGAAUGCAUCCCAAAAGUCAUGCGUGGAGAAAUGGAUGCCUUUGCAUCUGAUGGUGGGUAUGUGUUGACUGGUGACUUUUGUGGUCUAGUUCCAAUCAUGGCUGAGCAGUAUGAUAAUGAUUUGUGUAACAGUGCUGAUACCAACGCAACAGCCUCCUACUAUGCUGUGGCUGUGGUGAAAAAGGUUUUAGAUGUAACCUGGAAUACUCUGAGAAAUAAGAAGUCGUGCCACACUGGCUUCAACCGCAACGCUGGUUGGAAUAUCCCGAAAGGUGUAAUAUGCCAGGGGAACCCUGUGUGUACCUUGAACAAUUUCUUCAGUGAAGGCUGUGCUCCUGGUGCUCAACUUGACUCAAACAUGUGUAAACUGUGUACCGGCAGUGGGAAGAGUGUGGGAGGAGAGGGGAGCAAGUGCAAAGCCUCUGCUGAUGAGAAGUUUUAUGGCUAUGAUGGAGCCUUCAGGUGUCUUGUUGAAGGAGGAGGUGAUGUCGCGUUUAUCAAGCACAGCAUUGUUCCAAGUAACACAGAUGGUCAUGGACCAGAUUGGGCCAAGGAUCUAAAGUCAAAAGAUUUUGAAUUGAUUUGUCCAAAGUUUCCAAAUGUAGCAAAAGAAAUAGAUCAAUUUAAAGACUGUAACUUGUCUCCUGUGCCCGCUCAUGCUGUUAUGACCCGUCCAGAUGUUCGCGACGAUGUAGUCCGUGUCCUGAACGUUGCUCAGAGUAAAGCUGACAAUGGUCUAUUUGUGUCACCUGGUGGUAGAAACCUCAUGUUUUCUGAUUCUACUAAAUGUCUUCAAGAGAUUAAAGUACCCACCAAGGAGUUCCUUACUAAAGAAUAUGUGGACAUAAUUGAAAGUAAUUACAAGACUGACAAGAAUGUACCAGAGCUGGUGCAUGCAUGCUCUUUAAAUAACUAUGUAGCAGAAGAAUAAGUUCCAUACAGAUACACAACAAACGCUGACCAUUAGAGCUUCAUUUGAUGUUUUGUUCCACCCCUUCCUAAGGAACUAGAUCAAAGGACCACUGGAUUUCUGCUUUUUAAGCUGUAUGUUGCUAUUAAACAAAAUCAUCAACAAAA
Molecule: messenger RNA, 2302 nt
Organism: Triplophysa dalaica
Lineage: Eukaryota; Metazoa; Chordata; Actinopteri; Cypriniformes; Nemacheilidae
Gene: tfa
Product: transferrin-a
Exons: 17
Coding region: 123-2156 (677 amino acids)
Biological process (GO): antibacterial humoral response; iron ion transport
Cellular component (GO): recycling endosome; extracellular region; early endosome
Source: RefSeq, a predicted model, not a curated record